Molecule: messenger RNA, 834 nt
Organism: Penicillium manginii
Lineage: Eukaryota; Fungi; Ascomycota; Eurotiomycetes; Eurotiales; Aspergillaceae
Product: oxygenase MpaB family protein
Exons: 1
Coding region: 1-834 (277 amino acids)
Molecular function (GO): oxidoreductase activity
Source: RefSeq, a predicted model, not a curated record
AUGUAUACCGAAGAGAAGAUUGGGGACACAUCCCCCAGCUCAGGAUUGCUCGAUGCCCUGGAAAGGCCACAAAAAAUCCACAGAGUUGUCCAGGAAGCGAUUCUACUUGCGGGUGGUGCCGUUGCCAUUCUGCUCCAAGUCGCUGACCCUGGAGUUGCGCGAGGCGUUGACGACCACAGUAAUUUUGCAUACCGUCCUCUAGAUCGUCUUCGAACCACCAUGACCUACGUCUAUUGCGUUACCUUUGGGACGCGUGUUGAGAAAAAGGCUGUUAUAGAGAUGGUCCAUCGUGCCCAUGCACCGGUGAAUGGACCCGGAUAUUCUGCAGAUGAUCCUAAACUCCAACUAUGGGUCGCUGCAACACUGUAUGCAGUUGGGAUCGAGCUUUAUCAAGAGAUGUUUGGUGUUUUCGAAGAUGCCGACGCAGAGGCUAUAUACCGAGAAUAUUCAGUCCUUGCCCUUUCUCUGCGGGUUACUCCUGAUAUGUGGCCUCCAAACCAGAAAGAGUUCUGGAAGUACUGGGAUAACCAGAUUGCGACUAUGGACGUUACCGAUAAUGCGAAGAGUGUUGCCAAGGACCUUCUACGAAAUAAGGAGGCCCCACUUCAAAUCCGUCUCGUAUUACCACUCGUGCGUCUUACCGCUGCUCAAAUGCUGCCCGAUCGACUCCGGCAAGCCUAUGGCCUCAAGUCCAGCAAGAUCCGACGAGCCUCAUAUCGGUUGCUAAUGGGAUUUACCAAGGCAACCUAUCCAUGCCUCCCGAAGACCAUUCGCACUUAUCCGAUGAAAUACUACAUGCGAGACAUGCGGCGGCGACUUGAGAGUACGGCGUGA